AUGAAGAGGGGCAGACUGAUCAAAUACGGUGUGACGGACUAUACACAGUUCCAUCGAAUACCUCACCGUGACGAGGCAAUCGGGAUCCCACCUCAGUACGAUGGUGUUGCACAAUUCACCUUUGAUCGUUACGAAGACAUGGAAAACUUUUACAAAGAUCCAUUUUACAUAAACCAUGUUCGUCCGGACGAGUUGAAGUUUAUAGACGUCGACAAUAUCGUCUUUAGUGUGGGAAAGGACGUCAAGGUGAUUGAAGGUGGAAAGAAUGUUUAUUCGACUCCGACAGGCUUUUAA
This is a messenger RNA of Exophiala oligosperma, 294 nucleotides long. RefSeq lists its product as uncharacterized. The record is from RefSeq and is a predicted model, not a curated record. The transcript has 3 exons. Gene Ontology annotation, molecular function: oxidoreductase activity. The coding region runs from base 1 to 294 and encodes 97 amino acids. Lineage: Eukaryota; Fungi; Ascomycota; Eurotiomycetes; Chaetothyriales; Herpotrichiellaceae.